This is a messenger RNA of Coffea eugenioides, 405 nucleotides long. RefSeq lists its product as uncharacterized. The coding region runs from base 1 to 405 and encodes 134 amino acids. Gene Ontology annotation, molecular function: calcium ion binding. Lineage: Eukaryota; Viridiplantae; Streptophyta; Magnoliopsida; Gentianales; Rubiaceae. The transcript has a single exon. The record is from RefSeq and is a predicted model, not a curated record.
AUGAGUGUAGUUUUCGUAGAUGGUCCAGUAAUAACAAAAUUUGUGAAUGACUCAGGUGCAUUUACUGAAUUUGUCGAUGAACAUUUUAACAAGCUAGAUGCAGAUGGUGAUGGGGUGCUUUCGCGCGGCGAAUUGCAGAAGAGAUUUGGGAGGUUUUCAUCCAGGGGUUUUGAAUUGCAAUCCCAAGAAGAGAUUGGGAAUCUAUAUAAUGUUCUCUUUGAGAAGUUUGAUGCUGAUCAAAAUGGUACAAUUGAUCGUGAAGAAUUUAGGAGUUUGAUGAAAGAGAUCAUGGUUGCUAAGGCUCGUGGCAUAGGUAAUUCACCAGUUUCAAUCAUUCUUCAGGAAGAUAGCUUGCUCAUGAGAGCUGUUCAGCACAAAGGACCUGUUGGAGAUGAUAAAAAUUAG